Racocetra persica is the source of this 631-nucleotide messenger RNA. The record is from the annotation of a GenBank genome assembly. Lineage: Eukaryota; Fungi; Glomeromycota; Glomeromycetes; Diversisporales; Gigasporaceae.
GUAAUGGCAGAUAUUCAGAGACCCACCGGUAUGGUCUACCCUGACCUACCACGAGCAGAAAGCAAUUUACGGAGUGCGAUGAUGCGCGGGUUAUUUUCGCAAAGAGAGCGAGAGUAUAUGAGUUACUCAUCUGAUAUUGCUGAGAACAAUAAUGUUGAGGUUGAAGAGCAUGAAAACAUAAAUACAAUGGAAACAUCAGUAAUAGUUAACGGAAUAAGUCGUAUAUCAAGUGGCGUUUUUUUUAGUGAUAAUGAGACAACUUCUAGCUUAAGCGAAUUGUCUUCAGAUCAUGAUUCGAGUUUGGAUAGCUUAGACAGCUUGGAUAAUUGUCAAAGUUCCGUUGUUGAUGCUUCGGAGAAUAUUCAAAGCGAUUCCAAUAGUUCAGAAAAUGGUCGAAAUUCUACGUUUAACAGGCCAGGAAAAAAUCAAAAAACACAAUUUAAUAAAGGUGCAACUUACAGAGACUCAGUAGAACCUUACUAUGACAAUUAUGAAACUAAUAAUAUUAAUGGUAUUUCGUCCGAUGAAUUGACAUCACCAUCUUUCACAUUACCACGAGAUCAGGUGUCAUGUACAACACCACCAAAUCCAGAACCAUUAUCGGAACUACAAAACAAUAAUAAUGAAAAAU